UCAGGUGUGCCACACUAAGAGAAGGACAUGAAAUAUCUUUACUGAAAUUCUGCUUUUGAUCAAGCUGUUAAAAAUGGAUCUAAACAUUAUUUUCUCCUGUGAGUUUUUGAUAAAUGGACAUUGACAUGGACUACGAAAGACCCAACGUUGAAACUAUCAAGUGUGUGGUGGUUGGAGAUAACGCAGUGGGAAAGACUCGUCUAAUUUGUGCGAGAGCAUGCAAUACAACCUUGACUCAGUAUCAGCUGCUGGCAACUCACGUACCAACUGUCUGGGCCAUUGAUCAGUACCGUGUCUGCCAAGAGGUCCUUGAACGCUCGAGAGAUGUUGUGGAUGAAGUGAGUGUUUCUCUCAGGCUGUGGGAUACGUUUGGGGACCACCACAAAGAUAGGCGCUUUGCUUAUGGAAGGUCUGAUGUAGUUGUUCUGUGCUUUUCAAUUGCUAAUCCUAAUUCUCUGAAUCAUGUGAAAACGAUGUGGUAUCAAGAAAUCAAGCACUUCUGUCCUCGUACACCUGUCAUUCUGGUGGGCUGCCAACUAGAUCUCCGCUAUGCAGAUCUUGAGGCUGUUAACAGAGCCAGACGGCCUUUGGCAAGGCCAAUAAAAAGAGGAGACAUUUUGCCACCAGAAAAAGGCAGAGAGGUUGCCAAGGAGCUUGGGAUACCGUACUAUGAAACCAGUGUAUUUGACCAGUUUGGGAUUAAGGAUGUGUUUGACAAUGCAAUAAGAGCUGCCCUGAUCUCCAGAAGACACCUGCAGUUCUGGAAAUCUCAUUUGAAGAAGGUCCAAAAACCUUUGCUUCAGGCUCCAUUCCUACCUCCAAAAGCCCCUCCUCCAGUUAUCAGAAUUCCCGAGUGUCCCGUACCAAGCAUGAACGAAGCUGGAUAUUUAUUGGACAGCCCACUGUGUGCAGAUGUUAUGUUUGUUCUCCAGGAGCAGGACUACAUUUUUGCUCACAAGAUUUACCUAGCUACCUCCUCUUCAAAGUUUUAUGACCUUUUCUUAAUGGAAUGUGAGGAAAGUCCAGAGUUGGAUGAAACACAGUCUAAUAACGAAAAUCCCAAUAAGGAUGUUCUGACAAGUCACCUUGAGACAAAUAGUGACAGUGAUGAGACACUCUUGAAAGCUGCUGAUGUUAAAAUUCCCCCACUAGAAAGUACUGACUCUUUAAACACACUAGAACCCGAACCUGGGGAAACAAAUUCUGCAGCAACAUCUCUGUCAUCCUGGGGUAAGGGGUUUGUUAGUGUACAUAAGGAAAUGCAAGUGAAUCCUGUCUCGAAUAGGACAUGUCCUGUAACUGUGGUAAAAAUGGAUUCGUCUGUGCAGGCCGGACCUUUUAAAACUGUUUUGCAGUUUUUAUACACAGGGCAACUGGAUGAAAAUGAAAAAGAUCUCACAAGACUGGCUCAGAUUGCUGAAAUCUUGGAAGUAUUUGAUUUGCGAAUGAUGGUGGAGAAUAUUAUGAAUAAAGAAGCCUUCAUGAAUCAAGAGAUUACUAAAGCAUUUCAUGUCAGAAAAGCUAAUCGGAUAAAAGAGUGCCUUUGCAAAGGGACGUUUUCUGAUGUGACAUUUAAAUUGGAUGACGGAACCAUAAAUGCUCACAAGCCACUGCUGAUCUGUAGCUGUGAAUGGAUGUCUGCUAUGUUUGGAGGAUCAUUUAUUGAAAGCUCAAACAGUGAGGUAGUUCUUCCCAACAUAAACAAGACUUCCAUGCAAGCAGUUUUAGAUUACUUGUAUACCAAGCAACUAUCCUCCAGUCAGGAACUGGACACACUUGAGUUAAUCGCAUUGGCAAAUAGGUUUUGCCUUCCUCACCUGGUUGCGUUAGCAGAACAGCGUACAGUACAAGAGCUGACAAAAGCCUCCAUGAGCGGCAUCGCAAUAGAUGGAGAAGUACUUUCCUAUUUGGAAUUAGCUCAGUUUCACAAUGCUAACCAGCUGGCAGCUUGGUGCUUGCACUACAUCUGCACCAAUUACAACAGUGUUUGCUCCAAAUUUCGCAAGGAAAUCAAAGCUAAAUCUUCAGAUAAUCAAGAAUAUUUUGAGAGGCAUCGCUGGCCGCCUGUGUGGUAUUUAAAGGAAGAAGAUCACUACCAGCGAGUUAAGAAAGAAAGAGAAAAGGAAGAUGUUGCACUGAAUAAACACCAUUCGAAGCGGAAGUGGUGCUUCUGGAAUUCCUCUGCUGUAGUUGCCUGAAGAAAGCAAAUAAGUGGAAAUCCAUAGCCAGUGUCAGAAAUUAGUCUUAUUGUUAGAAAUAAGAUGUAGUUCAGGUUUUCAGGAAACGUUGUUCCGUGUGUGCAUUUAUUAUUGCUAGGUUCAAAAGCACAAGCAUACUGAAAGUGAGCCUGGAACAGCUCCUCAAAGUCAUAUGUAUAUUUUUGGCUAGUAAGCAGAUAAAUGUCUACCAUUAUUUCUUUUUAUACCAAAAAAAAAAAAAUAAUCCAGCAUUCAUGUUUCAACCUCCAAUUGGGAAAUAUUUUUAUACUGUCUGGUAUAUUUUGUUCAGAUAAAAUUCUGGAUACCGUUUUAUUUUACAGACGACAAAAUAACCAUGUAGCAGCUUUGUAAUUAGAUUUUAACUAUUUUUACUAUGUGAGUACAGUGAGAUAGACAAUCUUCAGUCAUAAGAGAUCGCUUUUAGAGUAUCUAAUAAAAACUCAUCUUAGGAGAAAAUCUAGUUGCCUAGUAUAGGUUGUCUUUUUUUAAACUAAGUACUGUGCACUGGUAAUAUAAUUAGAUGGUUAUUUCCCCUUUCUAAAGUAAAGGGUUAGAAUAAGAUCCAAUAACUGCAAGAUAUAGAGUGCUUGAUCUUCGCUCAGCUGAAUAAUAGGCAGCAUAAUUACCUGUUCAACUGCAGGAAAAUGUAUUUCUAAUAUUUGCCGUGUAAGUGCAAAUAAUUAUGAGUAUGUGGGCCAUGUGAAAUCUAGUGAUUCUAAAGUAUUCAGAGGUUUUAUAUGUCUAGAUCAAAGAGAAUAUUUCUAAAAUCAUUUAGAAGGGCUUAUUAAUUUAUAUCCUUAUACAAGUAUGGAUCUGAAUACAAAAAGCAGUUACACUGCUUGCAUUUGAAUUACUGCAUGGCAGUUACCUUGCUCUGUGAGAUUUUAACCAUGCAGCCAUUCCUCACGCCGAAUUCCUUUUUGCUUCAGUGCAAGCAAAUGAAAGGGCUGCAAAACCGAGUAGGGAGUUCUCUAGUGCUACAGCAUUUUGUAAAAGAAAAAGGGUCUUCACACACAGGAUCACUUCAGUUUGAUCCAAAUCGUUUUAGAGCUUUUCCCAGGUAGAACGCAAAAUGUUAAGAUUAUUUUUAAGUACAUCGUGUAGUUCCCCUGAAAGUAGGUAGUCCCAGAAAGCUGGGGACAAAGUGAUGGCAGAAAGGCAGGAAUUCUGCACAAGUGGUGCAAGUU
Athene cunicularia (burrowing owl) is the source of this 3406-nucleotide messenger RNA. It is a transcript of the gene RHOBTB1, whose product is annotated as Rho related BTB domain containing 1. Gene Ontology annotation, molecular function: protein binding; GTP binding; GTPase activity. Lineage: Eukaryota; Metazoa; Chordata; Aves; Strigiformes; Strigidae. Gene Ontology annotation, biological process: small GTPase-mediated signal transduction. The transcript is spliced from 10 exons. The coding region runs from base 114 to 2198 and encodes 694 amino acids. The record is from RefSeq and is a predicted model, not a curated record.